AUGCAGGAAACUCCGUGCUCGUUUAGGAAUAAAACGAAACGAGAUUACAGUACCAAUCAAGAUAACCUAAGAACGAAACAUAUUUCGGCACAAGAUUUGAGGAAUUCCUCCAUUGUAUCACGAGGAGAGGAUCUCUGUGGCUGGGAAAUCAGUCAGUUAUUGCUUCUACAUGAUGACUUGGGAAUUGUCGAGUGGCUUAAUGAUGAAGAACGAUCGAUGUUUCUUAUUACAAACAGAGCUGACUGGUGUCAUUCAUACAGUGGAAGUUUCACAUCAAGAUCCGCUGUUAACAUGUUAGAAACAGCACAAAGCGAUAGGUCGACCAUGGACACAUUGUCAUGCCGUUUACACGAAGAAAGCUCUCGACACUCCACACCCAAUAAUCUCCACAUACUGCGUGGGAUCCCAAAAAAACCUGAUAAGCAAGAUAAAGAGAUGGGAAAAAAAUUACCCUUGAACAGAACGGCUCGUAAUGCGAGGGUAAACACCAACUGUAACCCUGGUAGACGUCCGGAAAGGAGAGAACAUUUACUUGAUACAGGGCCUGUGUUAAGCCCCAUUGCCAAAAUAUGUAAUUUAGAGAAGAGGCUUACGGCGAGGAGGAAAUCAAAGAUCGAAAAGGGUAUGGAAGGUCUACGACAACCUUUGGCAACAAAAACGCGAAAGGGCCUGGGUACAAGAGAACUUUUCAACCCUUCUGUUGUAUCAGUGAAGGCUGGUGGUUUAGAUUCCGAUUUUCCGAGCAAAGAUAGUCGAGAUUCUCGAAAGACUUUAUACAAGAAGUAUCUACAGUUAUUACCAAUGGACAGCAUGUUGAAAAUAAGAAGAUGCAAUAACACAAUGAAUAUCCCUCCCACAAAAGAAUGCCUGAAACCUUUGCCGGCAAUCGAAGUGCAGUCGGCCAUGUUUGUUCCCAAACUUUCAUGCAAUCAGAAACAGUUGGAUAAAACUCCGUUUAAAAGCUAUCGGCCAUGAAAUGACCGUAAAUUCUGGCUCAUCAUUCGUAAAAUAUUUUGACUCACGAGAAAAUCUGACCCUGAGGAAAUAUUUCAAUACGAACAAACUGGUAAAAAGAGCGGAGAGUUCCCUAACAAAGACUAAGACACCCAAAUUUCGGAAUUAAGUGAGAUAUUAUCAUUAUGAAAACCUUAUUUAUCAGCUUUACAAGGAAUUGUUAGACAUAGUUGUGGACGGUUUUCCUAAAUGUCAUCCAGCAGUGAAACACUUAGUCCUAAUCACAGAAAAGCAGCUAUAUCAUGUAACACGCUGAAACAGGUCCGCAUGUCUGCCUUCUGAUAGAAUGCAAGAAAAAUAAAAUACAAAGUAAGCUUUUAAGGUA
Molecule: messenger RNA, 1339 nt
Organism: Pocillopora damicornis (cauliflower coral)
Lineage: Eukaryota; Metazoa; Cnidaria; Anthozoa; Scleractinia; Pocilloporidae
Source: RefSeq, a predicted model, not a curated record